This is a messenger RNA of Candidula unifasciata, 846 nucleotides long. The record is from the annotation of a GenBank genome assembly. NCBI's taxonomy places the organism in Eukaryota, Metazoa, Mollusca, Gastropoda, Stylommatophora, Geomitridae.
AAGAUGAAGACACCGGAAGCGACAAAAGAAGACGUCAAGAAGAUGAAGACACCGGAAGCGACAAAAGAAGACGUAAAGAAGAUGAAGACACCGGAAGCGACAAAAGAAGACGUCAAGAAGAUGAAGACACCGGAAGCGACAAAAGAAGACGUCAAGAAGAUGAAGACACCGGAAGCGACAAAAGAAGACGUCAAGAAGAUGAAGACACCGGAAGCGACAAAAGAAGACGUAAAGAAGAUGAAUAUACCGGAAGCGACAAAAGAAGACGUCAAGAAGAUGAAGAUACCGGAAGCGACAAAAGAAGACGUCAAGAAGAUGAAGAUACCGGAAGCGACAAAAGAAGACGUCAAGAAGAUGAAGAUACCGGAAGGGACAAAAGAAGACGUCAAGAAGAUGAAGACACCGGAAGCGACAAAAGAAGACGUAAAGAAGAUGAAGAUACCGGAAGCGACAAAAGAAGACGUCAAAAAGAUAAAGAUACCGGAAGCGACAAAAGAAGACAAUACAGAUAAUUUAACACAUACAGAAAACAUAGCUCAACACAUACAGAAUACAGAUAAUUUAACACAUACAGAAAACAUAGCUCAACACAUACAGAAUACAGAUAAUUUAACACAUACAGAAAACAUAGCUCAACACGUACAGAAUACAGAUAAUUUAACACAUACAGAAAACAUAGCUCAACACAUACAGAAUACAGAUAAUUUAACACAUACAGAAAACAUAGCUCAACACAUACAGAAUACAGAUAAUUUAACACAUACAGAAAACAUAGCUCAACACAUACAGAAUACAGAUAAUUUAACACAUACAGAAAACAUAGCUCAACACAUACAGAAUACAUAG